Molecule: messenger RNA, 1431 nt
Organism: Botrytis sinoallii
Lineage: Eukaryota; Fungi; Ascomycota; Leotiomycetes; Helotiales; Sclerotiniaceae
Exons: 5
Coding region: 1-1431 (476 amino acids)
Source: RefSeq, a predicted model, not a curated record
AUGGCAGACAAUCUUUGUGGUCCAUCUAAUGCUUUGCAGAACUUCCAAAAGCAUUCGAAUGUUGAUCGCACUCUACAACAAGAUCGAUUAGUUGGAAGAGCGCCGUCGUCGCAAGGCUUUCGAGCUUCUCCAGGUCCAAAUGCAGGUCAAGGAUGGGCUAAUGAUUUCCAAAAUAUGAGCAUAUCUGGUCCUCAAGCGCAAUUUCAACAACAAGGGGUAAAUCAAACCAUUCAACCACAAAUGGGAGCAGGAUGGCAUCAGGAGUUUGCGCAAAGUCAUGGAGCCCCGGGAAUGAUUGCGCAAGGAAACCAACCUAUCAUGGCAAUGAAUCGCCCUUCUAUGAUGAAUGCCGGAUAUAAUCCAAUGCCUAGAGUUCUUAUGCAACAAAAUCAGUUUGCAUCUACGAGCCAGUCAUUGGUAGAAAACAAUGAAGUCUUUGAUGAAGCGGCAUUCGCCAGAGCUUUUGAACAAGCAGCUAAUGCGGAAAGUGAAAGGGCGCAACAACAGGAGCUAGAGUCACAAGCUGCUAGUGUCCAACAUGAAGAGACUCACACUAUGGAUCAUCUACAUGUUACAAAGGAGGCAGAAUCAGAACUCGAAAGAGCGGAGAAGCAACUACUCGGCCAAAGCUUACUCGGCGCAGAUACCAUUCAGGAUCCCGCAACCGCUACAUCAGAACAAAAUAUACAUGCACCGGAUGCGCUAUCACGUACAGCUGGUGAACUUUUAUCUAGUGUUAGUAAUAACCAAAGCGAGAAGUUUCAGAAUAGCCAGUUUCUACAACUCAUGCGACAAUUUCGCGAUAAGGAGGUUACGGUUGAGGGGGAUGAAGUAGUAGAUGGGCCCAUGAAAGCUAAAAAAGGCGAUCGUAAGGACGGAGGUGGACAAGAAUCUUUUGAAAUGAUCAUGAAAAUGGCACAAAAAACUGGAGAAACAGCUAUGAAUGUUCAAGCUAUAGCUGCCCUCUCAAACGCAGAACACAACGAGCAAAAGAAACUCGCGCGCGAGAAGUAUCAAAGUGCCGAGGAAAAACAAAAGCAACAUAUAGCUCGGGAUCGCUUAACUCAGAUUAUGAAAAUGCUCCCGAAACAGGAUAAAGAGACUGCAGGCUUUGUCCGGACUAUGGGGGGGAUAGAGAGCAGGGUGUGGAGGGUUUGGGAGAUGGUGAGGGGGGAGGGGGGUGUUGAGGAGGGAGAUAUUGAGGAGGAGGAUGUUGAGGAGGGGGAUGUUGAGGAGGAGGAUGUUGGGGAGGGGGAUGUUGAGGCGGAGGGAAUAUUGAGGAGGGGGAUCUCUGGGAGGGCGGAUAUUGGGGAGAGGGAUGUUGAGGAGUGGGGUAUUGAUCUUUUGACAUAUCUACAGAAGAAAGAGCAGCGGUACGAAGUCUUCAAGAAUAGUGAGGUGGAAGGAGGAUAUUGGGGAGUGGGAUAUUGA